Messenger RNA from Microtus ochrogaster (prairie vole), 348 nucleotides. RefSeq names its product late cornified envelope protein 1A-like. The transcript has a single exon. NCBI's taxonomy places the organism in Eukaryota, Metazoa, Chordata, Mammalia, Rodentia, Cricetidae. Bases 1 to 348 code for a protein of 115 amino acids. The record is from RefSeq and is a predicted model, not a curated record.
AUGUCCUGCCAGCAGAGCCAGCAACAGUGCCAGCCCCCUCCCAAGUGUGCCCCCAAGUGCCCUCCCAAGUGCCAGACACCAAAGUGUCCCCCAAAGUGUCCCCCUAAAUGCCCUCCUGUCUCUUCCUGCUGCAGUCUGGGUUCUGGGGGCUGCUGUGGUUCAAGCUCCGGGGGCUGCUGCAGCUCUGGCGGUGGUGGCUGCUGCCUGAGCCACCACAGGCCCCGCAGAUCUCUCCGUCGCAGACAUCAGAGCUCUGGAUGCUGUAGCAGUGGUGGCAGCAGUGGCUGCUGUGGCAGCAGUGGUGGCGGCAGCUGUGGCAGUAGCCAGCAGUCUGGUGGCUGUUGCUAA